AUGCUGAGCUCCGUGGUACGGUUCUCCGUGCUCCCAAUCGUCCUGGCAUGGCUGGUCUUGCUGGCUGGCCCUGUCAAGGCGGACAACUUCCUUGCGCACGGUUACGAGAGAUUAUUUUUUUGGGGCACAUACGAAACUUUCUGUCUGAUUGAAGGGCCAGAUAAACAACAGCACCUCCUUCCGUUCAAACAGCAGAAAGGCCAGGAAUCAAGAAAUAACAGAGGUUCUGGCCCUGGGGGCAUGCUCACUUACCCCGAGUUCAUCGCUAGAGUCGAGGACAGACCACUUCCACCAGAUCAUCCCGUCCUGUCUCAUCCCGACCCCCCUGGAAGGGUCGGAGAUGCCGUGGCGGAUCUGCUAAAGUACAAACUCACUGGUGAAGUGAGCGUCAACGCCCUUGACCCUUCUCUCCGAGGCAAGACUUUCAACAAACCUCCAGGGGGCAAGAAGAAGCCAGGCAGUGGGGGCGGAUCACGCAACUUCUAUGACCCCAAGGAUCCUCACAGAACGUCUUUUACAGUUUUGGUAGACGGACUUGUGGGCGGACUGUUACAGCACCUCGCGAAUCCCAGGAACAGGGGUAUCUUCCAGCAGAAUCUUCCCUUCAUGAAAGAAGCCCUCAAGGCAACUAUCACCCUACGCGAGGAAACGACAAGUAUCUACCUUCUGAAGAAGUUGAGUUCGCCGGUAAAAGAUGGCGGUUUCGAUCUCGACGUCAAGCUCGAUUGGAAAGACUCCAAAAUUCCACUCGGGUCUAGGUACCCCGAAUUCCGUAUUAGAGAAACCUUCGAUGCCAAUGGGGGAAAACUUAGGGGGCUUGGCUUCAAGAACGCUGAUGAUUUCGGUGACUGGGUCAGGCACUUUGGGGAUCCUAAUUAUAAGGGAAAGGUGGAAUUCGGACCCGGAGCAUUCACGCACCACCGCCUCUUGACAUCGUGGAGGGAGGCCGACCGCAAGUUACACCUCUAG
Molecule: messenger RNA, 969 nt
Organism: Trichophyton verrucosum HKI 0517
Lineage: Eukaryota; Fungi; Ascomycota; Eurotiomycetes; Onygenales; Arthrodermataceae
Exons: 2
Coding region: 1-969 (322 amino acids)
Source: RefSeq, a predicted model, not a curated record